AUGGGCGUGCUGCGAAACAUUCUUCUGGCCGUGCUUCUGCUGUCCUUUCUCACCUUUGUCGCACUCUUCGGCCAACUGCCCGCACUGCGGAAAACACCCAUCGGAUGGCUCCGCCGCCUCCUCUGCAUCCACACGCCCAACCUGUUGAAGCACCUCGAUCACGCGGCGACGGGCGGACACGUGACGCGGCGGAGUGUGCGACUGGGCACAUAUCUCUUCUACGAGCAGAAUCCCGUGGUAUUGAUCAUCUUUCUCACUCUCCUCACCGGCUCUAUUGUCCUCUUCCUCUGGGACACAGUGCAUCGUCUGCCUGCGGAACUCCUUGCUCCCGUUCCUAUCCUGAUCAUUCUGCCCUACUCCUUCACCUACCUCACUGUCACAUGCAAAGCGCAUUACGUCAUCCCUGCCAACCACCGCCAACGCAUGGCCGACUAUCCCUACGACCACAUUCUAUUCAAGCCCAACGUGACCUGCCAGACCUGUCACCUCGUCAAACCACCGAGAUCCAAGCACUGCAGUUUCUGCGGCCAUUGCGUCGCCAAAUGUGACCACCAUUGUCCCUGGGUCAACAACUGUCUCGGACGCGGAAACUACCACUACUUCCUCCUCCUCCUCCUCACCAUCGGCACGCUCCAAAUCUACGGCAGCUAUCUCACCUGGUACAUUCUCCGCCCCCAUCUCACCAUCGACCACACCACCCCUCUCUUCAGCCGCGCUCGCCUGGGAACCAUCGGGGAUGCAAUCGUCGUUGCAAUCCGCUACGGCGGUUUGCCAGUCACCGGCGUGGGCAUGCUCGCCAUCUCGACGACAUCUUUACCUCUCGGUCUGCUGACAUAUCACUUCUACCUCAUCUGGGCCGGCAUGACGACCAACGAGUCGCAGAAGUGGUCCGAGUGGAAAGAAGACAUGGCAGACGGAUAUGUCUUUCGUGCACGAAAACAAGAUUUGAGAGCUCAUCAUUUGGCAAAGCAGCAGCAGCAGCAACAAGGACGCUUUCCCUCGUCGUCGUCAUCGUCGAUGAAUAAUAGUAAUAACAGUAGUAAUAUUUACACAACGCAGCAGCAGCAGCAGAAUCCCGCAUUGUACCACUAUGACGCUAAUGACGAUGAUCAUGAAUGGAACGAUCGCACACCUGCUGCUGCUGCUGCUGCUGCUGACAGCGACAUGGUCCUCGUACGGACCACAGAUGGGAAACCUCCGCGAGGGCAAGAAGCGCUGUGGACUCGUGCGUGGAACCUGAAUGACGUGGACAACGUGUACGAUUUAGGAGGUCUACAGAACUUUGUCGACGUGUGGCGUGGACGUUGAAAUGAAUAAAAAAAAGGGGGAGGUGAUUACUCAAGCAAGAUACGGUAAUGUACUUACAGUAUGCAUCGUCGUCGUCGUAGUCGGGUGCACAGGAAGAAUAGACAAUGGAAAACGAAAAGUAAUCAAGUUCAGGCAUGGAGAAUGAUGAUGAUAUUAUCAUGCCCCCAUCAAUACAUGGUAAUUUCGGCUGCAUUUACGAAAUAUCAUCAACCACAGGCGCCAGACCUACAAGUCCCUCAGCGCCCAUAGUCGCCAUGGCAACAUGCACAGGUAAGAUGCUUUUUCCAGUUCCGGCAGCAGCAGCAGCAGAACGGAUCAGACUCCGUGCAUUGGUCAGUGUAGUCAAACCACGAUACAUCCGCAACACAUCCCGCAGGGUCAAUUCUGCUUGCUUGGCACUACCCUCAUCCACCCCUCCUUGGCUUUUGACUUGGAUGGUCCAGUGCAAAUUGACUCCCAGCGAGGGCAGCUUGUCUCCCGUGUCGGUGUGUUCGCUAUCAGGCAUUGACGCAGGCCCUCGCUGGAACAAGACGCCAUGCGCCAUUCUGCUGCUGCUGCUCGCAUGAUGAUCGCUUAAUAAUUUGGUACUCAGAAGCACGCCCCAUGUCUCAUCAGUCAUGUCCAUCAAGUGCGCGUCGGAAUCGCCGGUACCAUCUGUGGGGAGUGAAUUCGCCGUUUCGCUUGCAGCAGGCGUCGGGGGCGCGUUGCUAGUGUGGCCAGAAACAUCAGGAGAAGAAGUAAAAGUGGCACCUUGCGGCGUAGAAGCAGGUGUCAAAACACCAACCUCAGCGUUGCUGCCGCCGCCACCGCCAUAACACGAUGACUCACACGGACGGUACAACUGCAAAAAGGGAUCCUCCUGCGUGGACAACAAUGUCACACAAACAGGAUGUGAGCGAGGCCUUGCGGCGACUGAGCGCCAACAUUGUACAGCUGAUGGGUCCAGAUCUGCUCCUGGCGCAACGAUGAAGACGCGCCAGGAAACUUGACGUGCAGCCAUGAUCGUUCUGGUGAAUUCCCAUACAUCAUGCGCCACUUCUGCAAAUGUUCGUCCUGCUAGACCAAAAGAAGAGCUGGAUUGAUGCUUGCCUGUGCUGUCGAUCCAGCAAGCGGUCAACCACAUGCCAUCGGAGCUGUGUGCGUAAGCCAGAUGAAGGAUCGAGCCUUCGUAGAGCAGAUCUCCGGGCGCCUCGGACGCCAGUUGAAAACCGAGACGCUUCGGUGCCGUGCUAGCGAGUUCGACCGUGGGAGCUGCAAGAUUUGGUAGCGGCGCAGAUAUAUCAGACAGCAGAGGCGCAGAUGUGGGUGGACAUCGGUCGUAAACCUCGCGAGCCAAGACGGACAUUUUCCUAGCAUCGAGUGGAACAAAAGCAUCGAAUGAAGCCACCAUGUUCAUGGGCAGGAUUUGCAGAAAGAUAUCGCUGUUGUCUUGCUCGAGCGGUGACUUGGAUGUGCGCUCGCGAUGGGCUUGAAAAAGCAUCCAGAAGCAUGCGCAGAGGUGCUGUUGGGCAUCGCGUCCUGUGAAUGGGUUGAGAAUGUAGACAACGAUCGCUCGCUCUUCUCCUGGAAGAAUGCUGGACAGAGCUUUACCAAGGUCUGUGCACGUUGCGGCGUAUGCCCUCAAAACAGACUCGAGAGACGCAUCCUCACUGAGCUCUACGGGUGCCAGUCCGUCCUUGAAAUUGUCUUGUUCCAGCUCGCUAACGUUGCGCAGAUGUAUGUGCGUGCCAAGCUUGCAACUCUCGUACGCCGUACCUACAUCGCGGAGGAAUUGAUCGACCAGGCGUUGUAGAUCCUCGUUGAAAGGGAACACACAAAAGGCUCGGAGGUGCUUUGGGCCAGCUGCUGGUCCAAGUCCCAACGGCUCCCAGAAGGGUAUGCAAGCAGGCAACAACUCCCAAGUGUCGGUCCCUCGAUGUAAUCUGAUAUAAGGAGCCGGCAGCGGAAACAUAUCAGGACCUGUUGGUAUGUUAUCAAGCCGUUGUGGUGGCCGCGGCUGUCCUUGAGGGAUCUUUCCCGGGACUGUCGCCUGUCUCGCAGGUGCGUCUUUUGCCAAAGCGAGGUCAGCCAAAUCACAAUAGGCUGCUUCCGGGCACGCCAACCGUAUGGCUCUUGACAGCCGGUCUCGUAUAUAUCGUGGUAUAGUGACAGACGUGGCAUCGUCAACAGCGUCACGAGCAUCGUCAAAGCGGCGACGCAUGGCAGAGACAUGUGGAUUAGCCGUCACCGACUGCUCACUGACAAUUUGUGCAACGCAGACGAGAUCAGACUUAGUAAGACUGUAUGCGGUUUCGAUAGAGGCCACCGUGCCUGUCAGUGUUUCUAAUGCCUCCGGUUGAGCAGCCGCGCUAGGCAAGCCCGUAUCACAUAAUGCCUUUUCCGCCGUCAACGUAGCCUGCAAGUCUAGGUUUACGGCGGGAGACGUAGACUCUAGCAGCACCUUCAGAAGCGUGUCAACAGAGGGUGAGCCGUCUUUUUUCUCGUCCUCAUACUCAUCUAGCCAUGCGGAUGUAGGUGGACCAGAAGUAAGUAAUUCGGCUUGAGGUAUCCCAUGACGCUUCCGUUUCUUACUUUCCCACGGCAAAGGCGGCGGAGGCUCCACUAUUCUCACGUCGCCCGUGGUUGUCACAUCGCGCUCUUCUUCGCUGUCACUGAUAGUGUCCGCAUCGGAGUCAUCAUCGUCGUCGAAAGGUCGGUGCUUCUUCUGCAAAGCAUGCAACCCGAUUCCCAUACUGCCACCAGUUGCGUCGAUCUGUGCCACGUUCUGGGGCUUAGGGACGGAACCAUACUGCAGCGUAGCGCUGACGCCGUCCCGAAACGUGAUUGGGGUGAAACUGCUGCUCCUGCGGUCGUGGCGGCUGCCGCAAGAGCCACUUUGAGGCUGAGAAUGGCUUGCUGGUACCGGAGGUGGGAGUAGUCUUUCACGGAUUCCAAAUGGGCUUAAAGGCCUGUGGACGAGUGAAGGCUGAUGCUCGAUAGGAGGAUUUAUGUUACCUGCAGGUUCCUGUGACUGCAGGCCAUCACUUUCGGUGUCCAUAGGCAUGGGCGUUGGGUCAUUGAGACCUUGUUGUGGCAUCAGUACUGGCGGUAUUCCUACUGGCGGAUCAUGGUUUCCCUCUUCGUCUUGUGCUAGGUUCGACACUGCCUCCAGAACUUCUGUAUCCUCGUAAGUGCUGACAUCGGGCAUGUUGCUAUCCUGGGCGGCUUGAUGCUCCACAAACCCAUCGUCCGGCUCAUCGAAAAAAUCAAACUCGGCAUCAUCUAUUUCGGCAUCUCCGAACGCCAUACCGCCGUCAUCAGCAAAUAGUUCCUCUUGAGCAAGCUCAUGAUCACCAGGUUCGUUCGAAGGCGCAGGACGCGAAGCCGCCUUUGGUUGUAGCUCGUCAUUUGGUGCAUAGGCCUCGGCAACUGAGCUGUUCAGCUCUGGCUGCGUGGCCAGCGGCGUGACAACACUGUUCAGAGCGCUAGGCUGACCCGGAGCGAAGCCGUCAGGCGGAGUUGGGUAGAUCCCAGCCAUCGUUGAGUGGUGAUCAACGCUCCUUUGCGCGAACGAAGGGGAUAUGACCAUGUUCGUAU
Molecule: messenger RNA, 4884 nt
Organism: Sphaerulina musiva SO2202
Lineage: Eukaryota; Fungi; Ascomycota; Dothideomycetes; Mycosphaerellales; Mycosphaerellaceae
Product: zf-DHHC-domain-containing protein
Exons: 2
Coding region: 1-1308 (435 amino acids)
Biological process (GO): peptidyl-L-cysteine S-palmitoylation; protein targeting to membrane
Cellular component (GO): Golgi apparatus; endoplasmic reticulum
Molecular function (GO): protein-cysteine S-palmitoyltransferase activity
Source: RefSeq, a predicted model, not a curated record